UCCAAAGAUAGAGUUAGAUGAAAAUAAAAAUCAGAAAAUAGGCGCAUUUCGCAAAUCAAAGAAAAAAUGACACAAUUUGACCUCCAACCCAUUACCUUGUAGCGGUCGACCCGGCGGGUGCGUACGACCCGUUUUUCUCACCGGGUCAGGGUGAAAGUGGGUCGACCCACGGGUUGACAACCUUGAUUUAUACCAAACGGUAUGUUAAUGUGUUUUGUGAGAUUUCAACUGCUGGACGUCCUGUUUUGUUAAAACUACUAAUUAUUUAGAUACACUGAAGUUGAUUGUGGAAUGGGGCAGGAUCGACCGAUUGUUAAAAUACUUCCAUGGGGGAAAAAAUGAGCAUAUGCAUUGUUAACAUGUUAUAAUACUGUUGGUCGCCGAAUAGUCGCCGGCAGCCAAUCUUGAGCUCCCAAGUCCCAUCUCUUUAUUUAAAUUCAGAGUAUGGUGGUGAGUCGCUUCUCGAUCCUUGCUGUGGAAGCAAAGGAAAAGAAAAUGGAAAACAAAAAACAAAGAACCAAAGUUUGACUUCCGCCAUUCCCUAAGUCAUUCAUUUCCCAUUUAUUGCUGGUGCUUUUCUUCCCUAGCACGGAUUUACCAGAUAUAUAUAGAGUGGGCGAUUUCGUUUUGUUUUUGUUGCUCUGUCACAGGCUAGCCCAGCUCAUAAGCAAAGCAAAAAAGCCAAGACUUGGCUUGCCGCAAUCUCAUCCCCAGGGCAAAAGAGAAAAGAAAAGGCAACGAAAAGCUCAAACCCAUUUUAUUCAGAUCCAAAACUGAAAAGGAAAAGUCAUCAUCAACUUGCCUCCUUCUCUGUGAGUUUUUCACUCCUCUUGAAACAUUGCUCUGUUUCAUUGUCUGUACUCUGUUUUUUUUUUUUCAAGAUCGGAACUGUUUAUUCCUUUCAUUCUAGUCUUCUUUUGCUGCCUUUUGUUCCUCUUUAUUAUUCUCUUUUCCUUUUUCUGGGUUUCUUGUAUACUCUCCGAAACUAAAAGGAAAAGUCACCAACUUGCCUCCUCUGUGAGUUUAUCACUGCUCUUGAAACAUUGCUCUGUUUCCUUGUAUGUACUCUGUUUUUUCAAGAUCGAAACUGUCUUUUUCCUUUCAUUCCAGCUUAUUUUUACUGCUGUUUCUUCAUCUUUAUUCUCUUUUCCCUUUCUGGGUUUCUGUUAGUUUUUGGGUUGGUGAUGGAAAGCCGAAAGCUUUCAUCAGUUUUGUUUUGGUAUGAAAAUAAAAAAAAAAAGCAUUCACUGUUUUGAAUGUGAAACAGCUGAGUGUCAGCUUCAGCAUUGUUCUAUUAAUGAAGGCAGUUUUACAAAUUUUUCUUCUUUCCUUUUUCCCCACCACCAUUUAUGGUCAAAAGAUCCUGUUUUUCAUCUCCUUAAAAGUUUCUCCUUUUCGUUCAUCCCCACUCUGCCUCUCCUGUCAUAUUUCCUGUGAUUCUUGAGGUUCAGCAAUGGUUUUGAAACGCUUCAUGAAUGGUUGUCUGUAAACAAAACAAAAGAGUUCUGAUUUCGAGGUUUCGUUUUCCUUCACCUUAGCUUGUUGGUGUAAUCAAUCCCGGCCAUGGAGAAUGCCGGGAGCAGUAAUGGUAACGAGGCCUCUGCCUCUGCAUCAACCAGCCACGAGAGAGAGGAGAACAACGGAGGGAAGAACAAAGAGGAGACUGGGAAAACAGUUCCGUUCCACAAGCUUUUCUCCUUCGCCGAUUCCAUAGAUGUUGUGCUGAUGAUCCUUGGAACCAUUGGUGCUAUUGGGAAUGGGGUCGCCAUGCCCUUGAUGACAAUUCUAUUUGGGCAGCUCACUGAUUCCUUUGGCCAAAACCAGAACAACUCAGAUGUUGUAUCUGUGGUUUCCAAGGUGGCUCUCAAGUUCGUCUACUUGGCAGUGGGGACUGGUGUGCUAGCUUUUCUUCAGGUAACUUGCUGGAUGGUGACGGGGGAGAGACAAGCAGCUCGGAUUAGGGGUUUAUAUUUGAAGACCAUAUUGAGGCAAGACAUUGCAUUUUUCGACAAGGAAACAAACACAGGAGAGGUUGUGGGCAGAAUGUCUGGUGACACUGUUCUUAUUCAGGACGCCAUGGGCGAGAAGGUAGGGAAGUUCCUUCAGCUGUUCUCGACGUUCAUCGGAGGGUUCGUUAUAUCAUUCAUCAAAGGCUGGCUUCUUACCCUUGUCAUGCUGAGCACAAUCCCCUUGCUGGUGAUCACUGGGGCUGUCAUUUCCUUGACGGUUUCUAGGAUGACAACCAGGGGACAAUCGGCAUAUGCUAAAGCGUCGACCGUGGUUGAGCAGACCAUUGGAUCAAUACGAAUAGUUGCGUCCUUUACAGGGGAGAAGCAAUCCAUAGAGAAUUACAAGAAGCAUCUUGUUACUGCCUAUAAAUCUGGUGCCAGUGAAGGAUUGGCUACUGGCUUAGGCCUUGGGAUGCUUAUGUUCAUCAUGUUUGCUAGCUAUGGUCUGGCUAUUUGGUUUGGCGGGAAGAUGAUUUUGGAGAAAGGGUAUACUGGAGGUGAAGUUCUCAAUGUCAUCAUUGCUGUCUUGACUGGUUCCAUGUCACUUGGGCAGUCUUCUCCUUCUUUGACUGCUUUUGCAGCUGGUCAAGCUGCAGCUUAUAAAAUGUUCGAGACCAUCAACAGGAAGCCGGAGAUCGAUGCCUACGACCCUAAGGGGAAGGUGUUGGAAGACAUUCGAGGGGAUAUCGAGUUGAAAGAUGUGCACUUUAACUAUCCAGCGAGACCAGAUGAGCAGAUAUUCAAUGGCUUCUCUCUUUCGAUUGAGAGCGGAACAACUGCAGCUUUGGUUGGACAAAGUGGGAGUGGGAAGUCGACUGUGAUUAGUUUGAUAGAGAGGUUUUAUGAUCCACUAGCUGGUGAGGUUCUCAUUGAUGGGAUUAAUCUCAAAGAACUUCAGCUGAAAUGGAUCCGAGGUAAAAUCGGGCUUGUUAGCCAAGAACCCGCGCUGUUCACAUCAAGCAUUAAGGACAACAUUGCGUAUGGGAAAGAAGGCGCAACCACUGAAGAGAUAAGAGCUGCUUCCGAACUUGCCAAUGCUGCGAAGUUCAUUGAUAAACUACCUCAGGGGCUGGAUACCAUGGUUGGUGAGCAUGGAACUCAACUGUCUGGUGGACAGAAGCAGAGAAUCGCCAUAGCAAGGGCUAUUCUCAAGAACCCGAGGAUCUUGCUUCUAGACGAAGCAACAAGUGCACUUGAUGCAGAGUCCGAAAAGGUUGUGCAGGAAGCACUGGACAGGAUCAUGGUGGACAGGACAACUGUGAUUGUUGCUCAUCGUUUGAGCACUGUCAAGAACGCCAAUACCAUCGCUGUCAUCCAUCGUGGAAAGAUGGUUGAAAAAGGCUCGCACCACGAGCUGCUCAAGGACCCAGAAGGUGCAUACGCGCAGCUCAUUCGGCUGCAAGAGAUCAACAGACCGUCGGACCUCGAAGACAACAACAGCAAGAGACCAUCCGAUAUGAACCCAGAGUCCUUCAGACAGUCCAGCCUCCGAAUGUCGCAGCGAUCCCUUAGUCGAGGAUCAUCCGGCGGGGUAGGUGGCAGCAGCCGCCGCUCCUUCUCAGUCUCCUUCGGCCUCCCAACAGGAAUCGACACCACAGGAGGCGACCCUGCACAUGACAUGGAAGCAUCACCUGCCCCAGUGAAGGAUGCGCCAGAUGUUUCGAUUAAACGGCUGGCGUACCUGAACAAGCCGGAGAUCCCGGUGCUGAUCGGCGGAGCCAUCGCCGCGGUAGGCAACGGGGUGCUGUUCCCACUCUUCGGCAUCUUGAUCUCGCGCGCCAUCAGAUCUUUCUACGAGCCGCCCAACGAGCUGAAAAAGGACACACAAUUCUGGGCCCUAAUGUUCACAACCCUCGGCGUCGCGUCGCUGCUGAUCUACCCAACGCAGACCUACUUGUUCAGCGUGGCUGGGUGCAGGCUGAUCCAGAGGGUAAGGUCGAUCUGCUUCGAGAAAGUGCUGCGCAUGGAGGUUAGCUGGUUCGACGAGCCGGAGAACUCGAGCGGCGCCAUUGGUGCCAGGCUCUCGGCGGAUGCCGCCACGGUUCGCGCCCUAGUUGGCGACAAGCUUGGACAGACGGUGCAGAACAUCGCUUCUCUUGUUGCUGGUUUGGUGAUCGCGUUCACGGCCAGUUGGCAGCUUGCUCUGAUCAUCCUUGCGUUGGUGCCGUUGAUAGGGAUGAAUGGGUAUCUCCAGCUCAAGUUCAUGAAAGGGUUCAGUGCAGAUGCAAAGAUGAUGUAUGAAGAGGCGAGUCAGGUGGCCAACGAUGCGGUUGGGAGCAUAAGAACAGUGGCAUCUUUCUGUGCAGAAGAGAAAGUAAUGGAGCUGUACAGGAAGAAAUGUGAGGGGCCUAAGAACACAGGAAUCAGGGAAGGUCUCAUCAGCGGGAUUGGAUUCGGGCUUUCGUUCUUUCUGCUCUUCUGUUUCUAUGCAACCAGCUUCUACGCUGGUGCUCAGCUGGUGAAGCAGGGCAAAACAACGUUCUCCGAUGUCUUUCAGGUGUUCUUUGCCCUGACAAUGGCAGCUCUUGCAGUGUCCCAAUCAAGUUCAUUUGGGCCUGAUUCCUCAAAGGCUAAAUCUGCUGUGGCUUCCAUUUUCUCAAUCAUAGACAGGGAGUCGAAGAUCGAUCCCUGUGACGAAUCAGGGACGACACUAGCCGCCGUGAAAGGAGACAUUGAACUCAGGCACGUUAGCUUCUGCUACCCUUCUAGGCCAGAUAUUCAGAUCUUCAGAGACCUCAACUUGGCUAUUCAUUCUGGCAAGACCGUGGCUCUUGUUGGGGAGAGUGGGAGUGGGAAGUCCACAGUUAUUGCUUUGCUGCAAAGGUUUUAUGAUCCGGAUUCAGGAAGGAUAACCCUCGACGGAGUCGAAAUCCAGACCUUGAACAUCAAAUGGCUGAGACAGCAAAUGGGGCUUGUGAGCCAAGAACCAACUUUGUUCAACGAGACCAUCCGGGCCAACAUUGCUUAUGGGAAGCAAGGAGAUGCAACGGAAUCUGAAAUCCAGUCGGCAUCAGAACUAGCAAAUGCACACAAGUUUAUCAGUGGCCUACAACAGGGGUACGAUACGAUGGUUGGGGAGCGAGGAGUGCAGCUAUCCGGGGGCCAGAAGCAACGAGUGGCCAUAGCUCGAGCCAUCGUUAAGGAUCCGAAGAUCUUGUUGCUCGAUGAGGCGACUAGUGCAUUGGAUGCUGAAUCGGAAAAAGUUGUACAAGACGCACUCGACAGAGUGAUGGUAAAUCGCACGACGGUGGUCGUCGCGCAUCGGUUGUCGACGAUCAAGAAGGCCGAUGUGAUCGCCGUGGUUAAGAAUGGGGUGAUCGUGGAGAAAGGGAAGCAUGAAAGUUUGAUCAACAUCAAAGAUGGAUUCUAUGCCUCUCUUGUUGCGCUUCACAUGACCUCCUCGAGUAAUUAAAUUCACAAUUUGGCGGGUUUCCCUUCUCUGUUUUUUUUUUUUUUUUUUUUGUGAAUUGUAUUUUCCCUUUUUUCUUGGAGGUGAGAGAUCACCUUUUCCUUCCAUUGUUGGAACUCAAGCGAAGUAAAAGGGAAGGAAUAUGAGAAGAAUGCGGCUGUCAAUAUGGGUAUGGUUUUUUGGUUAACCGUAACCGAAUCGCAAUAGAGUGAUUAGUGGUUAACAAUACAUUGCAUGAGAUUGAGAGGAUAUUUAAAUGGGUAUGGUUAAUAAUAUUAACAUAUUUUGCGUUUGUGCGGUUAAUCAUCGAAUACCAUCGAAUACGAGAAAUUUGUCUAAUUAAUCGCUAAUAAUCAUUUAUAUAAUUGCACCUACUAAACUCGACUCAAUAUGGAAAUAACACUCUUAAACUCGACCCUAAUGGCAACCAACCCAACCACCUAAUCUUAAAUUCCAAAUCCCAAGCUCGACCCAACAUGUUUUUCCUAUCUGUCAUUCCAAUUUGGCAAAGGAAAAGCUCUCACCCACCUGUUCUAAUUUUUAGGGUUUCAAUUUUUCGUCGUUGUUGUGAUGAUGCUACAUCUUGGUGCUUCACCGCUCCAACUGGAAGAAAGAAGAGUCCGUCAUUGUUGUUGUGUUUAUGCUGCAUCUUUCGUAUAACUGAUUGUCUGAAUUUUUAUAAGGAAAGCGCAAGUGGAAGGAAAGAUAAAUCUUCUUUACCUCCAAGUGUAGCCAUUGAUGAUGGAGCUCCUUUUAUGUGAACUAUUGGUGUUGGAGAUUCUAGCAAAGAGGAGGAUGAGGAGGCAAUAAUUUAUUUAGGAUUUUUUAUUUGUGUUUCUUUGUUUUUUUACCACUAAGUAAUGUGAGUUUUAGUGGAUAACCAAGGGUAACUGCUACCUGCAUUAUGAGGUUUAUGGGUAACCGCUAACCACAUAUGACGAGAUUGUGGUUAGCAUAUUCGUGCUAAGACAGAUAUGAGUAACUGCCCUAAACGAUGUUCAUUGACACCUCUGAGAGAAGUUGAUGAGGGAAAAGAGGAGGGAAAUGUUAUUGAUUUAGUUGUGGAUAUAUUAUUAAUCAUGGUUAGUUCAAAAGGGAUUUGGGAUUGUGUUUAGAAUUUCAAAGCCAUGUGGGUUUUAUGGAAGACGCAGAGGACAGGACAAGCUGCUUUGGGAUUUUGUUGAUACGAUUACGCUGACCGAAUCAUGGAUAUCAUUAAAAAAAUGGUUGUUUAUUGCAUUGAAAUGCACAGCUCAGCACAGCCCAGGUGGUGCUUUUCCUCGAAUCUCGAAUGUGGAAUGGAAUCAAACGUUUGACGUAAUGCAUGACGACGAUGAUGUUUCUGAGUUUCGGAAUUUGGGCACCACGACUGUCCACGUAAUGAGCUCUAACUGGAUCCGAUUUGGGACCAAAAUGGAUUUUGUUCACUUGAUUUUGAUUUAUAAGUUUCUUUCAUGUUUGUAAUGAUUUUUCUUUUUCGUUAGUCAAUCGAUCUAAAUCCUAUUUUAUAUUUAUCGUUCAUUAAGAAUUGUUCAAUCUUAUUAAAGUCAUCUUAUGUUACCGUCAAUUGUUGGAUAGAUGAUGUGACAAUUAAAAAUGAAUUAUUUUUAACUUUUUGCCUCUUCGCCAUUUCACGUCCUCAAUCCCUCCAAAUGAGAGAAUGGUCGUGUAAAUUGCAUGUUUGAUCAACGAGAUUACUAUUUGUUUCACGUUUUUCAUUUUACAGUACCGAUGAAGACUUGCGGUCAACAAUUCGAUACCCUCGACAUGGUAGACACAAUCACAUAUAUAUCAUCCACAUACAAUAGCGAGAAGUGGAAUGAGUGAAGAGGCAAUGACCAUUAGAACUCUGCUGAAACUCGGGGCUCAAAAUAGUAUACUGAAAUUUAUGGAACCAAGCCUGAGUACCAAAAAGUAACCUUACGUAGACUGUCUCCUUCAGCUAGCCACGCAUAAAUGCAUUAUUGACAC
Linum trigynum is the source of this 7389-nucleotide messenger RNA. NCBI's taxonomy places the organism in Eukaryota, Viridiplantae, Streptophyta, Magnoliopsida, Malpighiales, Linaceae. The record is from the annotation of a GenBank genome assembly.